GAAGUGGGGAUGACACAGAUAGCAAGUCCUAGUCAGAGCUGCCGCUACAUUUAGGAGAAACAGCAGUGCCUGCGGCUCCCACCCUCCAAGGGGGUUGGGGGGGGGUGUCAGGGGCAUGGACGCUACCCCCCAGGGGUCUCUGCUGCCGGCUACUCUCCUCUCCACACGCUUCCCUCCAGGAUCCCCGACGCCGCCGAGGCGCCCAGCGAGAGGCGGUGAGCCCGGGCCCCCGCGCGUCUGCAGGCGCCCGCCGCGCUCGCCCUGAGCCGCCGCCGCCGCCAUGGCGCAGGAGAACGCCGCCUUCUCGCCGGGGCCGGAGGAGCCGCCGCGGCGCCGCGGCCGCCAGCGCUACGUGGAGAAGGACGGCCGGUGCAACGUGCAGCAGGGCAACGUGCGCGAGACGUACCGCUACCUGACCGACCUCUUCACCACGCUCGUGGACCUGCAGUGGCGCCUCAGCCUGCUCUUCUUCGUGCUCGCCUACGCGCUCACCUGGCUCUUCUUCGGCGCCAUCUGGUGGCUGAUCGCCUACGGCCGCGGCGACCUGGAGCACCUGGAGGACACGGCGUGGACGCCGUGCGUCAACAACCUCAACGGCUUCGUGGCCGCCUUCCUCUUCUCCAUCGAGACGGAGACCACCAUCGGCUACGGGCACCGCGUCAUCACCGACCAGUGCCCCGAGGGCAUCGUGCUGCUGCUGCUGCAGGCCAUCCUGGGCUCCAUGGUGAACGCCUUCAUGGUGGGCUGCAUGUUCGUCAAGAUCUCGCAGCCCAACAAGCGCGCCGCCACGCUCGUCUUCUCCUCGCACGCCGUGGUGUCGCUGCGCGACGGGCGCCUCUGCCUCAUGUUCCGCGUGGGUGACCUGCGCUCCUCGCACAUCGUCGAGGCCUCCAUCCGCGCCAAGCUCAUCCGCUCGCGCCAGACGCUGGAGGGCGAGUUCAUCCCGCUGCACCAAACCGACCUCAGCGUGGGCUUCGACACCGGCGACGACCGUCUCUUCCUCGUCUCUCCGCUUGUCAUCAGCCACGAGAUCGACGCCGCCAGUCCCUUCUGGGAGGCGUCACGCCGCGCCCUCGAGAGGGAUGACUUCGAGAUCGUCGUCAUCCUUGAGGGCAUGGUGGAAGCUACGGGAAUGACAUGCCAAGCUCGGAGCUCCUACCUGGUGGAUGAGGUGCUGUGGGGCCACCGCUUCACAUCAGUGCUGACCCUGGAGGAUGGCUUCUACGAGGUGGACUAUGCCAGCUUCCACGAGACCUUCGAGGUGCCCACACCCUCCUGCAGUGCCCGGGAGCUGGCUGAGGCCGCGGCCCGCCUUGACGCCCAUCUCUACUGGUCCAUCCCCAGCCGGCUGGAUGAGAAGGUGGAGGAGGAGGGGGCCGGGGAGGGGGCAGGGGGAGGGGCUGGGGCUGACAAAGAGCAGAAUGGCUGCCUGCCACCCCCAGAGAGUGAGUCCAAGGUGUGACCAGUUUCCUCCAGACCCCUGUGGCAGGGCCAGACACAGGCACCUGGGGAGCUGAAUAUUGGAGGUGGAGAAGGAGGCAAGGCCCCUGGGAAUGCACUGAAGCUGGAGAGGCCCCCUCAGAAUCUCGAGUCUCUGAUCCAAUACAGAAAGGAUGGCUCCUGAUUUCAGGAGAAUGGAGGGUGAGGAUGAGUGAACUUACCAGCCUGUCUGUGUUUGACUUCACAUCUGUUCAUGGGUGGAUGGAUAGACAGAAGGAUGGACGUAUGUGGAUGGGAUGGGAAGGUGGAAGCAAAUAGACAGCUGAUGGAUAGGUAAUGGACCAACAGACAGGUGUACACUCAGGGCUGCUGCUAACCCACAGAGCAUCUUUGUGCAAAUUCUAAAAAGUCACCCUUUUCCUCCAGACCGACGCCGCCCCAAACCAGGGUGCAUGGCUUGGGGAGCAGAGUGUGGGCUGGAGUUUAGUCCCCACUCACCUCCUCAGCCAUCCUCCCUGUGUCUGGCACACCUGUCUCACUGGACACAGUAGCCCGAGCAGCCCAGAGGAGAGGAAGGUGGACAGAGGUGGGCAGAGAUGAGGAGGACGCCCUCCCAGCUCCACCCCCACCACUGUGACACACUGAGCAGAGGAUGAAAGGCUGCGGGGGUGGUUCAGCGGGGUGUGAAUGACCUUGUCCACAAGAGCAGGGAAACAGGCAGUGGGGGAGAUGCCCGAGCUGGGGCCCUGGAGCAGGACCUGGGAAAGGAGAACAAGAGAUGGCUAUUUUCUGACAGUGGAGUGAGAUCUCAUAAGUAUCACUGCAGAGGCAGGAGGUGAGAGGGAGGUUUUGAGGAGGAAGAGCCAGGGAGAGAUGGAGAAAAUGAGUUCACUAGAGGUGGGACACAGGGGCCCUUGGGAAAGCAGAACUAGUCUUGGGGCACCAUGAGAGGGAGUCAUUCAAAUCGUUCCUUGGGUGCCCAGUGAGUACAGAGCACUGACCCAGGCACGUGUGGGGUGGACAGUCAGAGACUUGAUUCCUUUCCUCAGAAUACAGUGUGCAUGGAUGAAACAGAGAAAUAUGCCCGUGGCAACUGAACAAGGUAUGGUUGAAACUGAGAACCUGAGCAAUCUCUCGAAGCAGGGGGUGGGAGGGUUUGGUAAUCAGAAAGCUAGGGAUUGAGUAAGCAUAGGGAAUGAUCUGAGCCAGCAGUAAUAAAACUUGAGUGGGCAUCAGAGUCACCUAGAAGACUUGUGAAAACACAGAUUGCUGGGCCCCACUCCCAGAGCUUCUGACUCAGUACGUCUGGGGCGGAGACCAAAACUUUGCAUUUCAGACAAGUUCCCAGGUCCUGCUGAUGCUGCUGGAAUGGGGACCACACUUUGGAACCACUGCUCUGAGCAAAGACAUGGAGGUCAUCUCAGGAGGUGGGGCAUACAAGCUGAGCAGAAGCUAGGGUCCUUGGGGGAGGAGACUGAAAUAUAAAGCGUGGAGUAUUGGGUGAGGAGGAGGGACCCUGAAACCCGGGCUAAAGGGUCUAACUCUGGGCCCAGGGACUCACCCAUCAGUGGAAAUAAGGCAGUGACAAACUGGCGAUAGUGUUUCAGGAAGAUGAGUAGGCAAGACAGAUAGGAUGAAGCAGUCUGGAGGCCUUGAGGGGAUUCCUAGGGAGUUGGUGGGGAGCUGGAACAGGAAAGGCAUCAGUGGCAAGGGAUCAAAUCGCUUGUAGGGCUUAAGAGGCAGGAUUCAAAGUGGGAGACAAUGUGAGAGAGAAGCGAGGAGUCCAGACAUCUGGAUGUGCCUGUGGCCUGCUGUCCGCCUAGCUGGGACAGGAGCCCCUGGAGACACAUAUCCCCAUCCCACGUCCACCCCCUUCCUGGUGUCAUCCCAGUCACGGGGCAGCCCCCGGAUGGUGAGGGGACAGCAGUGGCAAGUUGAG
Molecule: messenger RNA, 3379 nt
Organism: Ceratotherium simum simum (southern white rhinoceros)
Lineage: Eukaryota; Metazoa; Chordata; Mammalia; Perissodactyla; Rhinocerotidae
Source: RefSeq, a predicted model, not a curated record